Messenger RNA from Dentiscutata erythropus, 126 nucleotides. NCBI's taxonomy places the organism in Eukaryota, Fungi, Glomeromycota, Glomeromycetes, Diversisporales, Gigasporaceae. The record is from the annotation of a GenBank genome assembly.
AUGUGCACUUAUAAAAGAAAAUGCACUUAUAGAGAAUGUACUUAUAAAGAGUCGACUGAGUUAAAAGAUUCUAUGAAGGAGUUAAAAGAUUCUAUGAAGGAAUUAAAAGAUUCUAUAAGGAAUUAA